Messenger RNA from Penicillium chermesinum, 720 nucleotides. Its product is annotated as glutathione S-transferase family protein. The record is from RefSeq and is a predicted model, not a curated record. The coding region runs from base 1 to 720 and encodes 239 amino acids. NCBI's taxonomy places the organism in Eukaryota, Fungi, Ascomycota, Eurotiomycetes, Eurotiales, Aspergillaceae. The transcript has a single exon.
AUGCCUUUGACUCUUCAUCACAUGGGUCUUUCCCAGUCCGAGCGGAUCAUCUGGCUCGCUGAAGAACUCGGAAUCGAUUACAAGUUCGUCAAGCACAAUCGCGACCCAGUUUUCGCCCCUCAGUCAAUCAAAGACCUGCACCCCUCCGGUUCGGCCCCGGUCAUGGUGGAUGACCCUUCGCCGGUGACCAAUUCCAAGGUGGUGAUUGCCGAGUCAGGGGCCAUCGUCGACUACAUCAUUGCGGUGUAUGGCGGAGGCCGCCUCGCCCUUACCCCGAAAGACGGAGCCGAGUACCCGCAUUACAUCGAGUGGUUCCACGUCGCAAAUGGGUCAUUGAUGCCUGCCGUUGGCCGAAUGAUGAUUACUCGCUCCACAGGCGCGGACCCUGACUCCCCAUUAGUGAAACGCAUGGUCGAUAAAUGGAACAGCGGUCUGGAGACCCUGGACGCGCGCUUGGCAGAGACUGGGGCAUACCUUGCUGGCAAGGAACUCACCGCGGCUGAUAUCAUGAACUUCUUUGCUUUGACCACGAUGCGUGGCUUUUUCCCCGUGGAGUUUGAUACGGAGAAACACAAGAACAUUCUUGCUUAUCUUCAGCGGGUCGGCGAGCGACCGGCUUACCAGAAGGCCAUGAAACUCUGUGAGGGCGAUGACUUUGUGCCCCUUCUACAGGCCAAGGCUACACAGUUUGACUUGAUGAAGAACAUUUCCCCGAAGUAA